AGCGCCUUGUAUAUUCAUCCGUUACGCUCUUUAUAAUACUGAACAGCGUUCAGCAUGUCCUUGCCACCAGAGCACACCCAGACCUCAAAGAAUAAAUCCAAACGCUCCCACAAAAAGAAACCAACUCCUGCCGACCCUGAGCAAGAACAGCCUGGAUCGUUAGAGUCUGGCGAUGUAGCACAAGCUGAUGGACAGGGAAAGCUCGCUUUGCUUGACAAUGGGGUGAACGAGAAGCUGUUGAAACGUCUUACCACGGCCAUGCUUGUAUCCGGUGCAGACACACUCCGGGCAGGAGAUACGAAGGAAAAGAAGUGCAAGGAGGACUAUCAAUUCUGGCGCACUCAGCCAGUGCCAGAUCUAAACGAAAACAUUUCGGAAAACUGUUGCAUCGAACCGGAUAAACCACACGAGGCCAUCCGCAAAGAACCGUACAGUGUACCUGGGGGAUUUUCUUGGUGUGAGAUAUCUCUCAAUAAUGACAUACAGCUCCAAGAGCUCUAUGAUUUGCUGUAUGAGAACUAUGUGGAGGAUGACGACCAUCUGUUUCGAUUCGACUACUCGAAGCACUUUCUGAAAUGGGCGUUGCAACCACCCGGCUGGCAUCCUGAUUGGCAUGUGGGGCUCCGUGUGAAUAAAAGCGAGAAACUCGUGGGUUUCAUUGCAGCAAUCCCAUGCAAUCUGCAAAUUUACGAAAAUUACUGGCAUCGUCCUUUGAAUCCAAGGAAGCUACUUGAAUGCGGCUUCUCCCACCUAACCCGAAACAUGACAUUGCAGCGAACAAUUAAACUGUAUCGUUUACCGGAAGCCACAAUGGUUAAAGGAUUCCGACAGCUUGUCAAAGCCGACAUCCCUCAAGUUUGGACUCUUGUUUCCAAGAUUGCGAUUCUCCUUCUCUUCAUGCGUCUUUUAUACCAAUCACAGUUCUUGGCGCAAUAUAAACUGCAUCCCAAUUACUCCCAAGAUGAAUUCGAACACUUCUUUCUCCCGCGAGAAGAUAUUGUGAACUCUUUUGUGGUCGAGUUGAAGUUUGACGUGUUCAAUGCAUUGGAUUUGAUGGAAAACAAAAAGUUCCUGGAGGAAUUAAAAUUUGGCAUUGGCGACGGAAAUUUACACUACUACCUGUACAACUGGCGGUGUCCGGUCGCCGAACCCCAUGAGGAUAGAUAUUAUGCCAUCAUCGGACUUGGUACCGAUCCACAAGAGUUGAAGGUACUGAUCGACACAGGAUCAUCAAUACUUUGGGUCCCUUCAACAGAAUGUGAUCGAGGCGCUUGGGCAACAAACAGCAAGUUUAAUCAGACGGCCUCCUCCACCUAUCAGUCAAUGGAGGGUGCCACGUUCACAAUUUCCUACCCACCAAACAUUGUAAAGGGAAUUGUUGGGAAGGACAAUCUACAG
Molecule: messenger RNA, 1398 nt
Organism: Opisthorchis viverrini
Lineage: Eukaryota; Metazoa; Platyhelminthes; Trematoda; Opisthorchiida; Opisthorchiidae
Exons: 9
Biological process (GO): proteolysis; N-terminal peptidyl-glycine N-myristoylation
Cellular component (GO): cytoplasm
Molecular function (GO): glycylpeptide N-tetradecanoyltransferase activity; aspartic-type endopeptidase activity
Source: RefSeq, a predicted model, not a curated record